UUCAGUUUUACGACGGAAGUUCCUGCCAAAUUUGAAGUUUAUUUUGUUAACGAUCGUAACGCGUAAUGAUUCGGCGUUAAACAACACAAAGUUUACGAGUUAUUUAUUACUCCUAGAUAUUUAAAUUAUCAACUAAAUAUAUAACUUGCUUGAAAAUGUCAAAGUGGUUCAUAUAAACUUUAACUUCAAUUAAAAAUGACUUUUAUAAGCGGUCUACUAGCAUUUUUGAAAAUCAUUUCUACGCUUGAUGCAGCUCGAAUAAAUCAACAAAAAGAUUUUAACAAUAAUUCAUUGCAUAAAGAGACUGACUUCAAUAUUCAAAAUAGUAUAAUUCAGCAACAAUCAGAAAACCAGUGGUUUAAAAAUGGUGUAGAAACAAUAAAAAAGAAAUUAAGAGUAAAGAAAAUAAAUAAAAAAGCUAAAAAUGUCAUUUUAUUUAUUGGUGAUGGUAUGGGACCUUCAACAGUAACAGCUGCUCGUAUACUUGAUGGGCAAAAGAAAAAAAAGAAAGGUGAAGAAAAUGUUCUAAGCUGGGAAGAGUUUGAUAAUGUUGCUCUAUCAAAAACUUACAAUGUUGAUGCUCAAGUUCCUGAUUCUGCGGGCACUGCAACAGCAUUCAUGUCAGGAGUAAAAACAAAUAUGGGUACCAUUAAUGUGAAUGAGAAUGUUACAUAUAAAGAUUGUGCAUCAUCUAUUGGUAAUGAAGUUUUGUCACUGGCACAGUAUGCAGAGUUAGCUGGAUUAUCAACUGGUGUAGUUACUACAACACGUCUAACACAUGCAACUCCAGCUACAGUUUAUGCAAGUUCUGCCUCUAGAAAUUGGGAACAUGACAAAACUGUUAACGAUUCUCGAUGCAAAGAUAUAGCAAGCCAACUGAUUGAUAACAAGUAUGGAGAUGGUCUUGAAAUUGCUUUUGGGGGAGGACGCUGUUCUUUCCUUCCUGUAACAACUAAAGAUCAUACAGCAACUUCAUAUGGCUUAAGAGGAGAUGGUAGAAAUCUUCUUGAAGAAUGGGAGAAAAAAACGAAUCAAAAUGCAAAAUAUGAAUAUGUGACAAACGCUUCUCAAUUAAAAAGUUUAAAACCAAAUGAAGUUGAUCAUUUGCUCGGAGUUUUCAGCUAUGAUCACAUGAACUAUUCUCAUUAUCGAUUAAAUGGAACUGAUGAGCCUUCAUUAGUUGAAAUGGUUGAGUUUGCUGUUAAAGUACUCAGUAAAAAUUCAAAAGGAUACUUUUUAUUAGUUGAAGGUGGUCGAAUUGAUCACGGGCAUCAUGCAAACAAAGCAUUUCAUGCUCUUCAUGAUACAGUAGAAUUAAAUGAUGCUGUUCAUAAAGCAAAAGAGAUUACUGAUUCAGAUGAGACUCUCCUUAUAGUUACAGCUGAUCACUCACAUGUAUUUACAAUAGGAGGGUAUCAAAGUCGUGGCAAUCCCAUUUUCGGUUUGGUCAACAAUGAGAAUGAUGUUGCGCUUGACAAAAAACGAUACUCAACUCUAGGCUAUUCUAACGGACCUAGUGGUAAGAUUAAUGGAAAAAGAAAGAAUAUUACUCAAGCUGAUCUUAAUGAUCCAGAUUCUAGAUAUCAAAGCUUGGUACCUCUAAAAGAUGAAACCCAUGGAGGAGAAGAUGUUGGUAUUUACGCUCGUGGACCUCAGGCGCAUUUAGUUUCAGGAGUUGUUGAGCAAAACUAUAUAUUUCACGUUAUGGACUAUGCACUUUGUUUGACUGAAGAAAAGAAGUACAUAUGUAAACAAGAAGGAUUAAUUUAAGUUUGAAGUUAUUUUUUGUAGCUUAUAUAUUUUUAAGUUUAUAAUUCAGAAAAGGCAAAGUUUUUGUAAAA
Molecule: messenger RNA, 1841 nt
Organism: Hydra vulgaris (swiftwater hydra)
Lineage: Eukaryota; Metazoa; Cnidaria; Hydrozoa; Anthoathecata; Hydridae
Product: alkaline phosphatase
Biological process (GO): dephosphorylation
Molecular function (GO): alkaline phosphatase activity
Source: RefSeq, a predicted model, not a curated record